AUGAGUAAUAUUUAUAUUCAAGAACCUCCUACUUCUGGAAAAGUCGUGCUCAAAACUUCAUUUGGCGAUAUUGAAAUUGAAUUAUGGUCAAGAGAAGCUCCAAAAGCAUGUAAAAAUUUCGUUCAGCUGUGUACUGAUGGAUAUUAUGAUGGAGUCUUGUUUCAUCGUAUUGUCAAAGGUUUUAUAGCUCAGGGUGGUGAUCCAACGGGAACUGGAGCAGGUGGAGAAUCAAUUUAUGGUCAUCCAUUUAAAGAUGAAAUACAUUCACGUCUUCGGUUUAAUCGCCGUGGUUUGGUGGCUAUGGCAAAUGCUGGAAAAGAUGAUAAUGGAUCUCAAUUCUUUUUCACAUUAGGAUCUACUCCAGAACUUCAAACCAAACACACAAUAUUUGGAAAAGUUGCGGGUGAUACUAUCUUUAAUUUAACCAAAUUAAAUGAAACUCUUGUGGAUACGGAAGAUAAACCAGUUUAUGAUCAAAAAAUACUAAAAACUAUAGUAUUAAAUAGUCCUUUCCCUGAGAUUGUACCUAGAGUUGAAAAAAAAACUGAAAAAACUGAAAAACUUUCAAAAAAAAAAGAAGUUGUUGGUGUCAAAAAUUUUAAACUUUUAUCAUUUGGUGAAGAAGCUGAAGAGGAUGAAGAAGAACUUAUUGAUGUUGUUAAAGAGUUUAGUGGUAGACCAAAAUCAACUCACGAUGUUCUUAAAGAUCCUCAGUUAAGUUCAGAACCUGCUGUUAUAGAUAAUGAACUUACAGAUGAUAUAAAUAUACCUUCUAGUGAUCAGACAUCAAAAAUAAGUAUUGAUGAUGUUCGGUCAAAGUUGUCAUCUAAUAGUAAAAAUAAAAAAAUUUUACCUAAAUCAAUUGAACAAUCAAAUGAAGAAGAUUCUGACGAUUAUGAACUUGGCAAAGAUCUAAAAGAAGAGAAAAAAAGAAAAGCAGAGGAAAUCCGAAAAGAAAUAAACCAAAUCAAAUCACAGUUAUCAAAAAAAAAAAAAGAUAAAAAAAAGGACCUAGAUAUAGAUGAUACACCAAGUAUACCACUAUUGCCUAUUAAUCCACUUAAACAACAAUAUUUGGAAAAUAUAAAAAUGUAUUCUUCCAAAAAAAGUGACAUUCCCAAAAAAGGUUCAAAUAGAGAAGAAUUUGCUCUUGGUCUUUUAGAGAAAUUUAAAAAUAAACUGCAUAAUGCAAUACAAUCAACCCAAGAAAAACCUGAAAAACCAUCUGAAACAGUAGAAGAAGAAGAUGAUGAUUGGAAAAGUCAUCCCCUUCAAUUUCAGAAGGAUGAUGCUGUACUAGCAAAAGAUGCAAAUAAAAAAGAUGAUGAUUGGUUUGAAAUAUACGAUCCAAGAAGUGCUAUCAAUAAAAGGAAGCGUGAAUUGAAUAAAUUAAAUUCAAAAACUGACAAAGAUAAAAAAAACAAAACUUUAAAAUAUUAA
Molecule: messenger RNA, 1440 nt
Organism: Macrosiphum euphorbiae (potato aphid)
Lineage: Eukaryota; Metazoa; Arthropoda; Insecta; Hemiptera; Aphididae
Source: the annotation of a GenBank genome assembly